AUGAGCCCAUUUUCCUCUCAGUUUCUUCAACUUCUUCUUCUCAUCCUAUGCUCGCUCAGCUUAUCCUUCGGCCAACCCCACCCGCUCGACCCCCUCACGCCCUCUGAGAUCUCCGCCAUCCGCACCAUCAUCAAAUCCUCCUCCAUCAAUUCAACCAGCUUCAGCUUCCACUACGUCGGCCUCGAAGAGCCCGACAAGCAAACCUUCCUCUCAUGGCAUUCCAACCCCACCGCCCAUCCCAUCCUUCCUCGCCAGGCAUUCGUAAUCCUCCGCGCCGGCGGCCAAACCCAUGAGCUCUACGUCGACAUCACCAACAACUGCAUCGCAUCACACCGCGUCCGCUCGGGAAAUGGCUACCCAACGCUGAAUAUGGAGGAGCAGAACGCUGUGACUCUCUUAACCUUCAACUACACUCCCUUUGUCGAGUCGGUGAAGAAGAGAGGGGUCGACUUAAAGGACGUCGUCUGCAGCACAUACACCGUUGGGUGGAACGGCGAGAGGGAUAAGGGGAGACUGAUAAAGCUGCAGUGCUUUGUGGUUGGGGAAACUGCUAAUAUUUAUAUGAGGCCGCUGGAGGGGAUAACGAUAUUGGCGGAUUUGGAAGCCAUGUUGAUUCUCGAGUACCUAGACCGCAUUGUUGUUCCGGUGCCGGAAGCGACGGGAACGGAUUACAGGGCUUCGAGGCAGAUGCCGCCUUAUGGGCCCAGAGGAAACCGGGUGGUGGUGGCGCAGCCGGAGGGGAAGGGGUUCACGGUUAGCGGCAACGUUGUCAGAUGGGCAAACUGGGCAUUGCACGUGGGCUUUGAUGCUCGGGCGGGCCUGGUGAUAUCCCAUGCUUCAGUGUUGAAUGACGAGAAUAAUGAAUAUCGUAGUGUUCUCUACAAAAGCUACGUCUCAGAGAUUUGUGUACCUUAUAUGGACCCGUCGGAGGAGUGGUACUUCAAGGCAUUCUUCGAUUACGGUGAUUAUGGGUUCGGGCCACUGUCAUCUUCGCUUGAGCCCAUGAUUGAUUGCCCGCCCAACGCCGAGUACAUGGACGGCUAUUACGCUAAUGGGGAUGGCUCACCGGUGCACAUUCCCAAUGUCAUCUGUAUCUUCGAACGCUAUGCAGGAGAUCCAUCCUGGCGCCACACAGAAAUUCUGAUUCCGGGAAAAGUGAUCACAGAAGCUCGAGAGGAGGUGAGCUUGGUGGUAAGGACGGUGACCACGCUGGGGAAUUACGACUAUGUCUUGGAUUGGGAAUUCAAGACCAGCGGCUCCAUCAAAGUUUGGGUUGGGCUCACAGGAAUGAUGGAGGUACGGGGCACAGAUUACAGUCAUGCGAAAGAGAUAAGAGGAGAGCAGCAUGGAGAGCUGGUGGCACCCAAUACUAUCGGCGUCUAUCACGACCACUACAUUAGCUACCAUCUCGACCUCGAUAUCGCCGGAACGACCAACUCCUUCGUGAAGGCCAACAUCAAAACAGUGAGGGUGAAUGAUGGAAAAACACCCAGAAAGAGCUACUGGACUACCGUCAAAGAGACGGCGACCACCGAGGCCGACGCACGGGUUGAUUUCCAUACGGCGGCGCCGGCGGAGUUGCUUUUUGUGAACCCAGGUGUGAAGACCAAGCUCGGCAACACGGUUGGCUACCGUCUCAUCAGCAGCAGCGCAGCAGCUACCUCUCUUUUGACUGACGAUGACUACCCACUCAUAAGAGCAGCUUACACCAAGAAACAACUGUGGGUGACGCCGUACAACAAGAGAGAUAAGUGGGUUUCCGGACUCUAUGCGGAUCAGAGUCACGGCGAUGAUAACUUGGCCGCCUGGAGCAUGAGGAAUCGAUCAAUCGAAAAUACAGAUAUUGUAUUGUGGUAUACAAUGGGCAUCCAUCACAUUCCCAGCCAAGAAGAUUUUCCAUUAAUGUCGAUGUUGAGCUGUGGUUUUGAGCUUCGUCCUUUCAACUUCUUCGAUAGAAAUCCAUUGAUCAAGACACAGCCUUUCAGUAAAGGGCGUUGGGCUACUUAG
Messenger RNA from Dendrobium catenatum, 2007 nucleotides. RefSeq names its product primary amine oxidase. The record is from RefSeq and is a predicted model, not a curated record. The coding region runs from base 1 to 2007 and encodes 668 amino acids. Gene Ontology annotation, molecular function: primary methylamine oxidase activity; copper ion binding; quinone binding. Lineage: Eukaryota; Viridiplantae; Streptophyta; Magnoliopsida; Asparagales; Orchidaceae. Gene Ontology annotation, biological process: amine metabolic process. The transcript is spliced from 5 exons.